This is a messenger RNA of Herpailurus yagouaroundi (jaguarundi), 6117 nucleotides long. RefSeq names its product kinesin family member 16B (gene KIF16B). The coding region runs from base 91 to 4134 and encodes 1347 amino acids. The transcript is spliced from 28 exons. Gene Ontology annotation, molecular function: microtubule motor activity; ATP binding; microtubule binding. NCBI's taxonomy places the organism in Eukaryota, Metazoa, Chordata, Mammalia, Carnivora, Felidae. Gene Ontology annotation, biological process: microtubule-based movement. The record is from RefSeq and is a predicted model, not a curated record.
GCGGGAGCGGAGGGCAGAGUCGCUAGAGUAGCCGGCUGCCGUGGGGCGCUGGGCAGGUGGGAGCCCGCGUGGGCCAGGCCGGGAUGAGCGAUGGCAUCGGUCAAGGUGGCCGUGAGGGUCCGGCCCAUGAAUCGCAGGGAAAAGGACUUGGAAGCCAAAUUCAUUAUUCAAAUGGAGAAAAGCAAAACAACAAUCACAAACUUAAAGAUACCAGAAGGAGGGACUGGGGACUCAGGAAGAGAACGGACGAAGACCUUCACCUAUGACUUCUCUUUUUAUUCUGCUGAUACGAAAAGUCCAGAUUAUGUCUCACAAGAGAUGGUUUUCAACACCCUCGGCACAGAUGUCGUGAAGUCUGCAUUUGAAGGUUAUAAUGCUUGUGUCUUUGCAUAUGGGCAAACUGGAUCGGGAAAGUCAUACACUAUGAUGGGAAAUUCUGGCGAUUCUGGCUUAAUACCUCGGAUUUGUGAAGGGCUCUUCAGUCAAAUAAAUGAAACCACCAGAUGGGAUGAAGCAUCUUUUCGAACUGAAGUCAGCUACUUAGAAAUUUAUAAUGAACGUGUGCGAGAUCUACUUAGGCGGAAGUCAUCCAAAACCUUCAAUUUAAGAGUCCGAGAGCAUCCCAAAGAAGGACCUUAUGUGGAGGAUUUAUCCAAACAUUUAGUACAGAAUUACAGUGAUGUGGAAGAACUCAUGGAUGCAGGAAAUAUCAACCGAACCACAGCAGCGACUGGGAUGAACGACGUCAGUAGCAGGUCUCAUGCCAUCUUCACCAUCAAGUUCACUCAGGCAAAAUUUGAUUCUGAAAUGCCGUCUGAAACCGUGAGUAAGAUCCACUUAGUUGAUCUUGCUGGAAGUGAGCGAGCGGAUGCCACCGGUGCCACUGGGGUCAGACUGAAGGAAGGGGGGAAUAUUAACAAAUCCCUCGUGACUCUGGGAAAUGUCAUUUCUGCCUUAGCCGAUUUAUCUCAGGAUGCGGCAAACCCUCUUGUGAAGAAGAAACAAGUUUUCGUGCCUUACAGAGAUUCUGUUUUGACUUGGCUGUUGAAAGAUAGCCUUGGCGGGAACUCUAAAACCAUCAUGAUCGCCACCAUUUCACCUGCUGAUGUCAAUUAUGGAGAAACCCUAAGUACUCUUCGCUAUGCAAAUAGAGCCAAAAACAUCAUCAACAAGCCUACUAUUAAUGAGGACGCCAACGUCAAACUCAUCCGUGAGCUGCGUGCUGAAAUAGCCAGACUGAAAACGCUGCUUGCUCAAGGGAAUCAGAUUGCCCUCUUAGACUCCCCCACAGCCUUAAGUAUGGAGGAAAAACUUCAGCAGAAUGAAGCAAGAGUUCAAGAAUUGACCAAGGAAUGGACAAAUAAGUGGAAUGAAACCCAAAAUAUUUUGAAAGAACAAACUCUAGCCCUUAGGAAAGAAGGGAUUGGAGUUGUUUUGGAUUCUGAACUGCCCCAUUUGAUUGGCAUUGAUGAUGACCUUCUGAGUACUGGAAUCAUCUUAUAUCACUUGAAGGAAGGUCAGACAUACGUUGGUCGAGAAGAUGCUUCAACAGAACAGGAUAUUGUUCUUCAUGGCCUCGACCUGGAGAGUGAGCACUGCAUCUUUGAAAACGUCGGGGGGACGGUGACUCUGAUACCCCUGAGCGGGUCUCAGUGCUCUGUGAAUGGUGUUCAGAUCAUGGAGGCCACACACCUAAAUCAAGGUGCUGUGAUACUCUUGGGAAGAACCAAUAUGUUUCGCUUUAACCAUCCUAAGGAGGCUGCCAAGCUCAGGGAGAAGAGGAAGAGUGGCCUUCUGUCCUCCUUCAGCUUGUCCAUGACUGACCUCUCGAAGUCCUGUGAGAACCUGUCCACGGUCAUGUUGUAUAACCCAGGUCUUUUCCCUAUAAAAGGACCCAUCUGUCUAAGACUUGAAUUUGAGCGGCAACAGCGCGAAGAACUUGAAAAAUUAGAAAGUAAAAGGAAACUCAUAGAAGAAAUGGAAGAAAAGCAGAAGUCAGAUAAGGCAGAACUGGAGCGGAUGCAGCAGGAGGUGGAGACUCAGCGCAAGGAGACGGAGAUUGUCCAGCUGCAGAUCCGCAAGCAGGAGGAGAGCCUCAAACGCCGCAGCUUCCACAUCGAGAGCAAGCUGAAGGAUUUGCUUGCCGAGAAGGAAAAGUUCGAAGAGGAAAGGCUGCGGGAGCAGCAGGAAAUCGAGCUGCAGAAGAAGAAGCAGGAGGAGGAGAGCUUUCUCCGAGUCAAAGAAGAGCUCCAGCGGCUCCAGGAGCUCAACAACAACGAGAAGGCCGAGAAGAUCCAGAUAUUUCGAGAGCUGGACCGCCUCAAGAAGGAGAAGGAUGAGCAGUACGCCAAGCUCGAGUUGGAGAAGAAGAGGCUGGAGGAGCAGGAGAAGGAGCAGGUCGUGCUCGUGGUGCACCUAGAGGAGCAGCUGCGCCAGAAGCGGGAGAUGAGCCGGCUCCUCCAGCGAGGGGAGGUGCAGCGGGUGGAGGAGGAGAGGAGGGACCUGGAGGGCAUCCGGGAGGCCCUCCUGCGGGUGAAGGAGGCCCGGGCCGAAGGGGAGGACGAUGGCGAGGAGUCAGAACGGGCUCAGCUGCGUUUCCUGGAGUUCAAGAGAAGGCAGCUGGUCAAGCUGGCCAACUUGGAGAAGGACCUGGUUCAGCAGAAGGACCUCCUGAGAAAAGAAGUCGAAGAGGAACAAGAACUCCUGGAGCGUUUAAAGUCUGCAAACGAAGAUGACUUCAGAGUGUCGGAGAAGGAUGCCGAGGGUGUCACACACGUCACCCAGGCGGCUCAAAUCCUCGAGAAGAUAAAGCCCGCGGAAUACAGGCUGCAGUAUAAGGAACGCCAGCUCCAGUACCUCCUGCAGCAUCAUUUGCCAACCCUGUUGGAGGAAAAGCAGAGAGCGUUUGAAAUCCUUGACAGAGGUCCUCUCGGCUUAGACAACACUCUUUAUCAAGUGGAAAAAGAAAUGGAAGAGAAAGAGGAACAGCUCGCUCAGUACCAGGCCAACGCGAGCCAGCUGCAGAAGCUCCAAGCCACCUUUGAGUUCACUGCCAACAUCGCCCGUCAGGAAGAAAAAGUGAGGAAGAAGGAAAAGGAGAUCCUCGAGUCACGGGAGAAGCAGCAGCGCGAGGCGCUGGAGCGGGCCGUGGCCAGGCUGGAGAGGAGGCACUGGGCCCUGCAGAGGCGCUCCACCCUGGGCCUGGAGAUCGAGGAGCAGAGGCAGAGACUGGCCACGCUGAACAGCAGCAGCGAGCAGUCCGGCCUCCGGGCCAGCCUGGAAGCUGAGCAGGAAGCCCUGGAGAAGGACCGGGAGAGAUUAGAGCAUGAAAUCCAGCAGUUGAAGCAGAAGAUCUGUGAGGUUGAUGGUGUUCAAAAGGGGCAUCGUGGGACCAUGGAGGGGAAGGCUCCUUCUUCCAGCUUGCCAUCCAGUGCUGAAAAAUCUCACCUGGUCCCUCUGAUGGAUGCCAGGAUCAGUGCUUACAUUGAAGAAGAAGUCCAACGACGACUUCAGGAUUUGCAUCGCGUGAUUGGCGAGGAUAGCAGUGCAUCUGCAGAUGUGGCGAGGGAUAAUGAGAAACUCCACAAUGGCACCAUUCAACGUAAGCUAAAAUAUGAGAGGAUGGUUUCUCGCUCUUUGGGAGCAAAUCCAGACGACCUGAAGGACCCAAUUAAAAUUAGUAUUCCACGCUAUGUGCUCUGCGGGCAAGGGAAGGACGAGCACUUCGAGUUUGAGGUCAAGAUUACUGUCCUAGAUGAGACAUGGACCGUAUUCAGGCGCUACAGUCGCUUUCGAGAAAUGCAUAAAACAUUGAAGUUAAAGUAUGCAGAGCUUGCUACCCUUGAGUUCCCUCCAAAGAAACUAUUUGGAAACAAGGAUGAACGAGUGAUUGCUGAGAGGCGAAGUCACUUAGAGAAGGCCUGGCAGGAUCCAUGGAUCAGAGAGAAGAGAUGCUGUUGGAGCACAGUGAAGAAGCUGCAACAUGAGGACCAUUGGAGAGCCGAUCCAAUCCCAGACCUGAAAGGAAAUGGCUGCAAGAUGAGAAGGGCCACACUAUCGAACUCCCUGCUGAUCAUGCAGGUUUUUGCCUGGAAGGACUAUGGAGCAUAUGGUCGGUCCCAAUUACCAGACUAACGUUUCAUCCAGAAACUCCAGAAUUGAAAAGAACAAGCCAGCAGAGGCCAUCAUAAGGCCAGCUUUUAGCUAGGUUGUUCCGGUAACUUAAGUACUUUUCCUUUCAGCUAGAGCAGAGCCUAAAAUUAUAUUGUAAGGCACAUAUGAAUCAUGUUAACAAAAUGACCUUCAUCAAGAAUGAAAUAAAAAUGAAAAUAGCAUGUAGCAGCACAUUAUAUUUUCAAUUUUUUUCCUCAUGCAAUGUAUCGAUUGAGGUACCAGGCUAAAGCUCUAAAAUAAUUGACUAAAUUCUUGCUGAAUUACCCUGUAUUGCUGUAGGGAGUGUGCUUCACCUUUCAGAACUCAUUAACACAGCCAGUAGACCAUAUUAGCCUGUGUUUUGGUUCAAAAGAUUAAUAAUAUUUAGUUGUUGUAUUUUGAAAUGGUGUUGGAAUUUUGAAGAUUGGCCUGCGUGUAUAUAUCAGGCUUUGGGCAGGAGCUUUCCAGGUAAAUACUUGGCCGGGGAUGUACCACUAGGAUGCACUGACCCAUCAAAAAUGUUAGUCACUAAAGCCUCCUAGGAGUGAGAGAAGGGUGACUUGGGCAGAUCUUGAUGUGACUACAGACUACACCCCCCACAGCCCAGGGGCUUGGAUGUGGUAUAGGUGGAAGGUUUCCUCUGAUCUUGACUGGCACCUACCACCUGCCAGUGCUCGGAGUUAAUGUCCGUUAACUUGUUUGCAGACAGUGGAAAAUCACUGGGGCCACAUUGUAAGCAAAUGGCCUUCUCCACUCCCAGGCUUGGGAAUGGCCCGACCAAAGUCUCUCCUGGAGCUGCCCCUCUGUGAGAGAGGUCCCUGAAUUUCUUACACUCUUAUAAAUGCUCUAUGGCAGUGGCUGUGAAGUCAAUAAGAGAUCGAUUCCAGCAGAUUCCAAGUGGUAUCUCCAGUAGCUCUUUGGCAGUGAGGUGCCCAUCCCAGAAUAUGGAUGGGAAAAACUCACCAGCCCUCUGCCAUAAGUCAGCUAGAUAACCAACCCCCAAAGAAGGGAAAGCUGUUUUUUCAGAAGGGAAUCUGAGUGCUAUUAGGGAAGGGAAAAGGAAGCAGGGCAGUCAAAACAUGGCCAGUGCUCACCAAGGCUCUGUAAGGAAGAUAUCAGAGCAUGAACAGAGUUACAUUGGACUCUGUGGAGAAGAGUAUAAGGCUCACAGCUAGAGGUCUUUUUCUCAUGUUUGUAUGGAACAUUAACUCUAGAGAACCCAGAGGCCCCCUGUCUCUGUGAGAGCAGCCUCAGGCCUGGAAAAGGCAGCAUAUCUGGCUCAGUGUAGACAACCUUGCCUGGUGAGAGACAACAGUGCUCAGGACAUGGGAGGCCCAACAGGAUAAAACGGGGAUGGUAGACGCUGGACAGCAGGCUGGUGAUUGAGACCCAGCCUCUAGGGCUGAAAGAUGUGGGUAUGGAUCUGGUAUUCCCACCUCUGUGCUUCAUGACCUUUGGGGCAUUACUUAAGCCUCUCGGUCCUCAGUUUCUUCAUCUGGCAGAUGGGUCCCAUGCAGUGUCCCUAUUUCAUAAAUAGCUAUUUCAUAAAUAGCUCUUGUGGUAAGUAAAUGAGAUAUACCAUGAAAAGUUCUCACUGUGCCUACAACAUUACAUGCCCUUGAUAACUGGCCUCUUCGUGAGAGCAACAAGAUGGGAGCUGGUCAGACUGUUGUGUGUAUGUGGGAGACAAUCCUCAGGAAAUAGAGUGGUCUUGGCAGGUAUGAGUUGACCACUUUCCUUUGGAAAGGAGAGGUCAGGAGCCUGAUGUAGGUGUCUCGAACAAGCUGUGUGUCCUCAUCUUUCCUGUGUUCUUUCGGCCUUCUUUUGAAAGGCUCCUGGUCCCCUCAGGAUUUUGUCUUAUUUGGAGGUGGAGAUUAAAAGCACAUGCCUAUUUAACAUUUCCAUUUGGAACACACCCAUGGGGUGGUCUCUCCCAGUUUCGUCUACGCCUGCUCGUUGCCUUUG